GAUGACGGACAUUGAUACAAUUCACCUACCGUGUGCGCGUGAACAUCUUUGUAAGAAAACCACAAGAGCAAAGUCAAUGACUACGGUGUGUUAGUGUGCGUGAAGGUGAGAUGAACGUGUAGAGCGGGACCGCGAGAGCCUUCGCCGCUCGCGCAGGUACUCCGUCGCCGCCGCCGCCGCGCCGCGCCAGUCCCACACGCGCCCCGCGCGGCCGCGUUCCUUCGCACGGCCACUCUGUCCGCCUCUCGCCGCGUAAACAACACCGUAACCCCAAAACACCUGUACUAAAACAUAAACAAAGUGCAACCAGUGCUCUGACAAUCUAAGCGACCUGUACCUCUCACUAAACAUCGGAUCUAGACAAAAUAAUUGCGCGAAUGCCACGGUCCGCGGCCUACGCAGCCGGCGUCCCCUCCUCCGUUCAUUCAAGGACCAAUGGUUGUAUUGAACCCGUGCCGCCUCAGCUUUCGCGUGUGCGCAAUCUGUGCCGUUUUUGAAAUGAAUCACAUAAACAGCACCCGGCCUCUCUGAGCUGAUGACAGUCUGAGAAUCGGCUCCAACGACAAUGUCAAUCAAUCAAAAUGCGACUCAGUUCAACAAACAGAAACAGCAACAGCAACUAGGUAAACAGGGCCCGGAACCGGUCAACUUUCCACCGCGGUAUCAUCCGCCUCCGCCGUCCGCGGCCGGUCCCAAACUAGCCACUAUUGACCCGUCCGCGAAGGAGUACAAACCUCCUUACGUAGGGAAACCUGCGGAUCCCAAUAAAAUACAAUAUCCGCUAGGAGCCCAACCCGUUGCUUAUCCGGGAGGAUCGAUUCCCUUUUCGAAGUAUCCCCAAGGAUACCCGAUAGGGUACCCUCAAGCGCCGGGAGCUUUACGUGUUUUGCGACCUCCGGGGGAGGUGGUUACGAAGGCGAUAGUCCACGAGCCCGGGCAGCCCACGGCCCGCGCGCGUAGCGCGGACGACACCCAGCGAGUACAGCGAAACCUUGAGGAGGAGCAGAUCCACAGGAGAUCAGCUGAUAUGCUCAAAUUUACUAAGCGAGUAGAACCGGAUGGGCCCCGAGCUUCGACGGACCAGCGUCGUCAAAUUCAGACACUAUUGGACGAAAUAAAAGCAUUGAAAGACGCUAACAGAAGAUUGAGCGACGAUAAUCAGGAGCUCCGUGAUUUGUGUUGUUUUUUAGAUGAUGAUCGCCAGAAAGGAAGAAAGUUAGCACGCGAAUGGCAAAGAUUCGGCAGAUACACGGCGUCAGUGAUGAGACAAGAAGUUUCGGCAUAUCAAAGUAAACUUAGGGAACUUGACGACAAACAACAGGAACUGAUAAGAGACAAUUUAGAGUUAAAAGAAUUGUGCUUGUACUUGGACGAGGAGCGAGAGAGGAGCACAUGUGUGAAUUGCGGACGAGCGGCAGGCCGGGAACGAGACGACGGCGACGGCAGCAGCAGCGGCACCAACGCCGAGGAGGUGCGCGCGCCCGCCGCGCCCGUUACGCACCCGCAGCUGGCGGAGCGCACGGUGCAGUACGUGAGGGACCUGGAGCAAAAGGUUCGGCGAUUGGAGGCAGAGAAAGGCGUCAACGGCGGCAUCGGCGAGCGUCCCGAAGCGGUCGUGCGUGCGUUGCAAGUGUUAGAAGUCAGAGAGCGAGUGGAGAGAGAAAGAAGGAGGCCAGCUCCCGACUUAGACUCUGGCGAGCAAGCCCUCGUACGAGAAAUGUGCAAUGUGGUAUGGGGUAAACUAGAGGAUGCCCCGCCACAAGCGCCUCCACGAUAAAAAGUCUACAAAAGUUGACUACUAAAGUUUACAACAGUACAAAUCAAAUGUAUACGCGAAAUACUGUUACCCGCCGGAGUUUGAUUGGAAUCUGACUGUAUAUCGAGGUCACGGCGAGAUCGGAGGGGUCUCGUGACCCACAAACUACAGAUUGUAAGGUUGACCUUGUUUACUGAAUGUAAGAGCGGCGGGAUUUUGUUAAUGAAAACGUUUGCUUGUUGAUGUGAUGAUGCUUGCCGAGAUGAAUAGAAAUCUUAUGAGAAACCGAAAAGUACAAAUCUAUAGAAAUCGUGUUACAAAACUAGGAAGUGUUAAGUUAUUGUCAUACUUGAGUAUUCUUGAAGCCUACAUUUUCUAAUCGUGAAUUCCUAUUUUGUCGCUGCAGUAUCUGACAUACCUACCUACCUGCGUAUUUGCUACUACAGCAUUUUUAGGUAUGCAAUGCAACUAUGCAUAGUAAUAAAAUUAUUAUUUUAAAUGCAUAGCGUAGAUAGGAAUUAUCGCUUACUUAUGUUAGCUUUUGUAUUUUAUUAGGUAUAUUGGUUCUGUUAAUUAAAAUAUUAUUGAGGCUAAAAAAUAUUGGCUGAUUGUAACGGCCAAUACGUAACUAUUCUCCUACAUGUUUUAAAUUCAAGCUUAGAAAGUCGGUUUUUGCCUUACUUAGCAAUUAUACCGCAGUCAAUAGGUAAACCAGAUUUUGUUAUAGGUAAAGGUGACAAACACAGGGACAAGAAGAUCACUAUAGAUUCACCAUACAUUUAUUUGGGCGAGAUUUAAUAAACUAUUCAUACGAGUAAUAAAAUGUACCUACAUAUCUCACACUAAUUCCGUUUCAUAUUAUUAAUAGCAUUUACAUGGAAUUUGUCCUAAGUAAUCAUAAUAGUAUAUUGCCCCCCUAUUUUCUUGAGGGGGAGCCUAUUAUCUUGAGUCAUAAUAUUCAUAUCUUAUCAUACCAAAAUUUCACGAGAUAUUUUGAUAGAAAUCUCAGUAUACCUAUAUUAGCUCAGUAGCUUUUAUUCGCCCAAAUUUAUAGUGAUUGCUCGCCUCGAACUACUAUGUUCUUCUUACCCCGUCUAUCACACCUUAUCUACCUAUGAAUGUGUAUUUAGAUAAAUAUGGUAUGUGAUCUGAUUGAAUACGCUCACUUUGUCAGCACUAUUGCAUUUUUCUAAUAAAGUUAUGUUAAUGUUAUUAAUUUAUUACUCAAAUUAUUAGUUGUGCCUAAAUUUAAUAAAUUAUUUGAGGUUUACUUUUUA
Molecule: messenger RNA, 3033 nt
Organism: Leguminivora glycinivorella
Lineage: Eukaryota; Metazoa; Arthropoda; Insecta; Lepidoptera; Tortricidae
Gene: Ccdc85
Product: coiled-coil domain-containing protein 85C-B
Exons: 1
Coding region: 566-1777 (403 amino acids)
Source: RefSeq, a predicted model, not a curated record